This is a messenger RNA of Pochonia chlamydosporia 170, 285 nucleotides long. RefSeq lists its product as hypothetical. NCBI's taxonomy places the organism in Eukaryota, Fungi, Ascomycota, Sordariomycetes, Hypocreales, Clavicipitaceae. The record is from RefSeq and is a predicted model, not a curated record. The transcript has a single exon. Bases 1 to 285 code for a protein of 94 amino acids.
AUGUCUUCUCAUCCCCAGUCAGCUCAGGUAAGGUCUACAGUGGCAGCCAUCAUUUCUCCGCAUACUUUUCAUUUACAUCGGCGUUGGUACGGAGGCACUGCUCCGAAAGUACCUGGCUGGCUGAACAAAAUGUCCCGACAUGGAGGAGAGAGCGAUGACUUCAGAAACGCCGUCAUUGUCGUCGGUGGCGAAUCAUCACGCGGCGGACCAGCCCUCCGUUGUUCCCCCUCGUGUGGGGGGUUUGAUGAUUUCCUGUUUUGUUGCCAAUCACAUCAGAUCGCAUAG